This is a messenger RNA of Metarhizium brunneum ARSEF 3297, 414 nucleotides long. RefSeq lists its product as uncharacterized. NCBI's taxonomy places the organism in Eukaryota, Fungi, Ascomycota, Sordariomycetes, Hypocreales, Clavicipitaceae. The record is from RefSeq and is a predicted model, not a curated record.
AUGGCCGCCCCAACGUACUUCUCCGGAACCGUCGUCAAGAUUGGCGGCAACGUCGCAAAGGGCCAUUACACGGUUCAACAAGAGCCUAUCCACCAUUUCUUCCCGACAGGAAGACACGGCCACCGAUCCGAAAACAAGGUCGAGAUUGACUUUUCCAUUGGACCUGUUAGCGUAAAAGGCUAUAUUGAUAUCGCAGCCGAAGAAUUGGUGAUCAGUGUCUCUGUUGCCGGAAUCCCUUUCGGAACAUUCACGGGGAGUCUGAAGACGGGCAUCACUAUUGAUAUAAACUUGCUCCUUAUAAGGGGGACUUUGAGGUUCUACGUGAAGGAUAGUACACUCUACUUGGACGUCGACGUCAAGUUCAUCUGGGAUGGAGAAUUCAAGAAGGACGAAAUACCCAUCAUCCAUUUUUAG